AUGCCCAAGGAGCAGACAACGUGGAAGAGGAGAAGCAAAGAGAAAUGGACGAGGGAAAAAGAGGCAAGAAAUCGCUCAGGCUCUCCGACGCCCAAAUUACAAUGCAGAUCCCAACUGACAGACGGAGAGGAAGAGACAGAAGAGAAGAGAGGGAGAGCGGAUGAGGGAGAUGAUGGAGCUUUACUCUUUACUCUGCGAAAGACGGGAACGCUAUACCGUUUUUGGACAUCCAAGAGGGUGACAGGCGGAGCAACGGAAAGUACCGUGAAGAUCAGGGCACGGAUGCUGAAGGACAGCAUCUCAUUGUCCUCUCCUUCUGGCCAUGAGUUUGGUCUUCCAGGAGCCGUGGGCCUGAUCAGAAGAAGCAGUCGGGUCUUACUGUCGCUCUCCAGUGCUGGCACGGGAUUGCUGGCUCCGUCAUACAUGCGGUCUGCCAGUCAAAUGGCUCCUGCAAAACCUCCCUACGACCCCAUUGUCAGUGUUGAGGGCAUGUAUAAGGGCUCUCUUACACGGCUUGGAUAUUUCUUCAAAGACCCAAAACACUAUGGCGGAGCGACCCUGGCAGUAUUGAGGGAAUCAGCAAAACGUUACGAUGAUGCGUUGGAUGACUGCCUGAUACAGAUCCUAGAUGCAAAAUGGCUGCUGGAGCAUCAGCUGGCACAGAACCGUGCCCGUCGAGUUCGUGAGGCAGCUGAGACUGAGAUAGCAUCAAACAAGAGAAAGUUAGAAAGCACUCCAGAUGAAGGAUCUACAUACAAUCAUGCACCGGACAGGGGGGACAACCCUGCUAAGAGAAUCAAGGUUCAACACAGUCCGCAUGAUAUGGCAUUGCCGGGACCUGAACAGAAUGGUGAAGAUUCUACAAAGGGCAUGCAUAAUUCAAAGCAUGCUGAGAAUGCUGAGGGAGAGGCUUCCGCCGCAGCCAAACCAGAUAUCUUGACAGCCGAAGAGGAUGGCCAAAAAGCUGGUCCGCCAGAUAACAAGGAAUCAUCAGCAGGAGCAGCAGGCCAAGAAGAGAAGAUUAUUACGGCUACAGAACCUCCGCCAGACAAGCCUACUGCGCCACCACCAGAAGAAAUGAGAGAGCAGAAGGAGCAGGCAGGUGAGGCAGUUCAGGCAGGUCGCACAGGAAACGAUGAAGAGAUGAAUUUGGACUCCAUGUUUGCAGAUGUGAAUACGGGCAAUGACCAAAGCAAUGACCUGAACUUCGGCUUAGACCUUAGCACAGCCAACCUGGUCGAGUCUAACCCUUUUGAUUCCUCGACUCACGAAACCACCAAUCUUGAGCUACUACCUGGCCUAGAAUCUUACGCAAAUGCUAGUAGCGACGACUUUAGUAUGCUCAACCUUCCUUCCACCACGAGGCCGGAUCCAUCCAGUGUGCCGGGGCUGGGAACCGAGUUUGACCUUCCCGAAAUCCCGGGAGACAGCAAUUUCAAUGAUCUGUUUGCAGAUGGCGAUUUUGGAGGAGAUGCUUCCCUGAUGGACCUCGAUCUGGAGAACGGCUUUUUCGACACUUAA
Molecule: messenger RNA, 1521 nt
Organism: Endocarpon pusillum Z07020
Lineage: Eukaryota; Fungi; Ascomycota; Eurotiomycetes; Verrucariales; Verrucariaceae
Exons: 4
Coding region: 1-1521 (506 amino acids)
Source: RefSeq, a predicted model, not a curated record